Molecule: messenger RNA, 1344 nt
Organism: Adineta ricciae
Lineage: Eukaryota; Metazoa; Rotifera; Eurotatoria; Adinetida; Adinetidae
Source: the annotation of a GenBank genome assembly
AUGGCAGAUCUCGAAGCUGUGUUAGCCGAUGUUUCCUAUUUAAUGGCAAUGGAGAAAUCCAAAUCCACACCAGCAGCUUCAGCGAGUAAAAAAAUCGUUUUACCCGAUCGAACAGUACGAAGUGUCACACACAAACAUUUACAAAAGAUGUAUGAAAAUACAUUCGACAAAAUCUUCAAUCAACAAAUCGGAUUUCUUCUUUUCAAAGAAUUUUGCUCGACAUUAUGUGACGAACCUGUGCCUCAAUUGAAAUUCUAUGAAGAGAUCAAACGAUUUGAAAAACUCGAAACCGAUGAAGAGCGAUGGCGAGUUGGAAAAGAAAUUUAUGAUCAAUUUAUCAUGAAAGAAUUACUUUCCAAUUCACAUACUUACACCGAACGAGCUGUGGAAAGUGUGAAGAAACAUUUAUCGAAAUAUAAUCCAAAUAAUCCGAAGAACACAUUACCAUCGAAUUUAUUUGAACCUUAUAAGAAAGAAAUAUGUGAUUUACUACGUGGAAGAAUUUUCGAUAAAUUUAUUGAAUCGGAAAAAUAUACACGAUUUUGUCAAUGGAAGAAUUUCGAAUUGAAUAUUCAGUUGACAAUGAAUGAUUUUAGUGUACACAGAAUUAUUGGCCGGGGUGGUUUUGGUGAAGUUUAUGGAUGUAGAAAAGCAGAUACAGGAAAAAUGUAUGCAAUGAAAUGUCUUGAUAAAAAACGUAUUAAAAUGAAACAAGGUGAAACAUUAGCAUUGAAUGAACGUAUUAUGCUUUCACUCGUCAGCACAGGAGAAGAGGGUUGUCCAUUCAUUGUUUGUAUGACAUACGCAUUUCAUACAGCAGAUAAACUUUGUUUUAUUCUCGAUCUUAUGAAUGGUGGUGAUCUGCAUUAUCAUUUAUCUCAACAUGGAGUUUUCUCGGAAAAAGAAGUGAAGUUUUAUGCCGCGGAGAUUACCUUAGGAUUGGAACAUAUGCAUCUUAGAUCAAUUGUGUAUCGCGAUCUAAAACCUGCAAAUAUUCUACUUGAUGAACACGGUCAUGUUCGUAUCUCAGAUUUGGGUUUAGCUUGUGAUUUUUCCAAGAAAAAGCCACAUGCCAGUGUGGGAACACAUGGAUAUAUGGCGCCAGAAGUUUUAGCUAAAGGUGUAGCAUAUGAUUCAAGUGCUGAUUGGUUUUCAUUUGGUUGUAUGUUAUACAAAUUACUCAAAGGUCAUAGUCCAUUUCGUCAACAUAAGACAAAAGACAAACAUGAAAUUGAUAAAAUGACCAUGACAAUGUCGAUUGAAUUACCGGAGACAAUGACAAAUGAAAUGCGAACNUGCUGCUUUUGUUGUCAUUUUCGAAAUAUUUCUUCUUUUUCUUUUUGA